Messenger RNA from Aricia agestis (brown argus), 1613 nucleotides. RefSeq names its product retinal dehydrogenase 1-like. NCBI's taxonomy places the organism in Eukaryota, Metazoa, Arthropoda, Insecta, Lepidoptera, Lycaenidae. The record is from RefSeq and is a predicted model, not a curated record. Gene Ontology annotation, molecular function: aldehyde dehydrogenase (NAD+) activity. Bases 89 to 1555 code for a protein of 488 amino acids. The transcript is spliced from 10 exons.
GACCAACGACUCUUAACACAUUUGAUAAGUGUUGUGAGUUGUGAGAGUGUGUCGUGAUUAGAUCCAUUUUUAUUGUCGACUUAUUCAGAUGGCACCUCAAGUUAAAUACACUAAGCUGUUCAUCGACAAUAAGUGGGUGGACGCGAAGUCGGGGAAGACCUUCCCCACCAUCAACCCCCAUGACGGCUCCGUCAACGCUAAAGUCGCCGAGGGUGAUAAGGCAGAUAUCGAUGCUGCUGUCAGCGCCGCUAAGAAAGCCUUCCAUCGCAAUUCCCCAUGGAGACUCAUGAACGCUUCGGAAAGAGCCAAACUGAUAAACAAGUUCGUUGACCUCAUCGAAAGAGACUUCGACUAUCUGUCGGAGUUGGAGACCCUCGACAAUGGGACACUGUGCAGGACGCGUCAGAUGUUCAUUAGCAUGGCCAUCAGUAGCGCGAGAUACAUUGCAAGUUUAGCGGAUAAGGUCGAGGGAGCUACAACUAGUGCAGAUGGUGAAGUUUUCUCUUACACCUUGAAACAGCCAGUGGGCGUUUGUGGAUUAAUUCUACCCUGGAAUGGACCUAUAUUCAUUUUCUUAGCAAAAGUUGUGACGGCAUUAGCAGCAGGAUGCACGGUUGUAGUGAAACCGGCCGAGCAGACUCCACUCACCGCGUUGGUUCUUGCCGCCCUCUCUUUGGAGGCGAGUUUCCCUCCCGGAGUGCUGAAUGUUGUCAACGGUUUCGGUCCCACUGCUGGAGCAGCCCUGGCCUCACACCCAGAUGUUGCCAAGAUCUCUUUCACGGGAUCUGUUGAGGUAGGAAAGCUGAUACAACAAGCAUCAGGUGCUUCAAACCUGAAGAGAGUCACUCUCGAACUCGGUGGAAAGAGCCCACUGAUUAUUAUGGACGACGCUAACUUGGACAUAGCUGUUCCGUAUGCUGCCCAUGGUAUCUUCGCGAACCAAGGACAGGUUUGCGUUGCUGCGUCCCGCUUGUACGUGCACGCAAAAAUAUACGAUAAGUUUGUGGAGAAAGCUGUUGAGAUGGCUAAAACACUGAAAAUUGGAAACCCAAUGGAUCCAGAGUCCCAUCAUGGCCCUCAGGUCGACGAGGACAUGUUCAAGAAAGUUCUAGGCUACAUUGAGAAGGGUAAGAAGGAGGGCGCACGUCUUCUCACUGGAGGCAAAAGAGUCGGCAACACUGGGUACUACAUCGAGCCAACUGUCUUCGCUGACGUCACAGACAACAUGACCAUUGCAAAAGAAGAGAUAUUCGGUCCAGUCCAAAGCAUACUGAAGUUCGAUUCAGUGGACGACGUGUUGGAACGCGCCAACAACACCACGUACGGCCUGGCCGCGGGCAUCUUCACAACCAGCCUGGACACCGCUCUCCAGUUCUCCAAACAUCUCGAGGCUGGUGUUGUUUGGGUUAACACAUACCUCCACAUGAGUCCGCAAGCGCCAUUCGGAGGUUUCAAGCAGUCUGGCCUGGGCAGAGAGAUGGGACCGAAGGCUUUGGAAGCGUACUUAGAAGAGAAGUCUGUCUAUAUCAACUUGCCCAAGAAGUUUGGAAAUUAAAUCUAUGCUUGUGAUACUUGUAAUAAAUGUUAAACAAUAAAUGUAUUUAUUUUUAUUU